GCUUCUUUUUUUUUAAAAUUAAAGCUUUUAUUUGCUGUAAAAAAAAUUGUACUCCAUAGGUUUUUUACGGCAUUUUAUUUUAGGCACAAAAUUGCUUUGGACACAACGGAAUAACUGCUAAAAUCCAAAUUUUAGGAGAAGAAAAGUAGUAGUACUCCGUACUACAGAGUUCAGUAGAGCUCGAAUGGGACACGGGAACUCAAAACCGGGCUCCGACGACUCUUCCUCCAACAGCGCCGCCAGGUCGUCCCGCGCUGCAAAAUUCCGCCAACGCCUCCACCUUCAUCGCCACCACUUCCGCCACAGCCGUAAAGGCUCCUCUUCCGAUUCCGGUUCUCACCUCUCUAAACUCCUCAAGGAAGAUGAUUUCGCCGGCAUCGCUUGUCUCCGUCUCGUUAACGCGGAGAUGAAAUUCAAGGACAAAUGGCUUGCUUGUAUUUCACUUGGUCUGCAAACUUUCCGCACUCAUAUAUCUGACCACACUGACAAGCCUACAUGGAACUCGGAGAGGAAACUUCUUUUAGAGAGAAAUGGGGCACAUAUUGCCAGAAUCUCUGUGUUCGAGACGAACAAGUUAUCCAAGAACAAUUUGGUUGGUUAUUGCGAGGUUGAUCUGCUUGAAUACCUUUCCCAGGACCCUGAUUCUGAUGUUGAGGUCUUGGACUUAUGGGACCCAUCGACCCCAUCUGUUGUUGUUGGCUCUAUAUUUAUUUCAUGCUCUAUUGAGGAUCCAGUUGAUACAGAGAAAAGUUUUACAAAGCGCAUCUUGUCUAUAGUGGACUAUAAUGACGAUGGUGAGCUUUCAUUGAAGGAGUUUUCUGAUUUAAUUGAUGCGUUUGGUAAUCAAUUGGCUGCUGAAAAGAAAGAAGAGCUAUUCAGACAGGCUGACAAGAAUGGAGAUGGUGUUGUCAACCUGGAUGAGUUGGCUAUGCUUUUGACUGCACAUCAAGAAAAGGAGCCACUGAUUAACUGCUGCCCCGUUUGCGGCGAAGUUCUUGAAAUACCUGAUAUGUUGAAUAGUAUGAUUCAUUUGUCACUGUGCUUUGAUGAAGGAACUGGAAAUCAAAUUAUGACGGGAGGGUUUCUCACUGAUAAGCAGGCUUCCAGUGGAUGGAUGUUCAAACUGACUGAAUGGGCACAUUUCUCAACAUAUGAGGUUGGUUUGAGGUCUGGUUCCAGUGCAUCACAUAUACUGGUUUAUGAUCGAAGAAUGAAGAGGCUAGUGGAGGAGAUAAUAGAUGGAAAGAUUGUUUUGUCAAUGAGAGCCAUUUAUCAAUCUAAAUUCGGGCUUGGUCUAAUGGAUAAUGGGGCAAAAGAAAUCCUGCAGAGCCUCUCUGAAAAGCAAGGCAAAAAAAUGGAUGCCAUUGAUUCAGCUAAAGAUAUACCAAAAUUUCUUGAACUGUUUAAGGAUCAAAUCAACAUGAAUGAGGUCAAGUACCCUCUGGAGCAUUUUAAGGUGAGCUUUGCCUAUCACACUACCUGGACUUUUUCAAUUUAAUGGUCAUAUGGUAUAUACUCAGUUGGACAGUUGAUUGAUUUUGAUAAGCCAGUUUGUGUCUAAACUUUGGUAAAUGGUAGUGAAGAUGAUUGAAACGCGUGGAUGAUGAUGAAAUCAGUAAUCACCUUUCGAGAAUUGUUAGAUAUAAACUCUUAGAAUUACUAGUCUAGAGCUCCACAUAGUUGUAGUCAUAUUAAGGAUGUAUACUUGCACAGCUUCAAAUAUAAUAGCAAGACUUAG
Molecule: messenger RNA, 1738 nt
Organism: Cuscuta campestris
Lineage: Eukaryota; Viridiplantae; Streptophyta; Magnoliopsida; Solanales; Convolvulaceae
Source: the annotation of a GenBank genome assembly